UCUGGUUCCCUGAGGUCCAGGAGGCCCUGGGCAGUCGUGGAUGCAGAUCAGAGGCUAAGGACAUCCAGGACGCAGCGGCUCUAGCAGUCCAGUCAAGACUUUUGUGGUGGUGGCAGUUUCACGGACACUUCUCACGGUCGCACAGACUUGCACAGUCAGCUCUGGAGGAUGUCCAUGGCAUCUUACCACAUCCGCCAAUACCAGGACCGGGACCACAAGCAGGUCGUGGACUUGUACUCGGAGACCAUCACCGAACUCACCGUCACCGGCUCACGCCACCUGCUAAAGCUGCCCCGCACCCUGGCGCUCCUCCUUGGAGGGCCGCUGGCCAUCUUCCUCCUCACUGGCUCCUGGCCUCUGACCCUCCUGGCUGGCCUCUUGCUCUUCGCUGCCCUGAAGUACUUUGGCAAGGUUCCUUGGGUGCAGUUCAAGGUCAUGGCUUUGAACACCGACAUGUCUGACAUCAGCAAAUAUUACCUGAGCGGGCAAGGCUCCUGCUUCUGGGUGGCUGAGUCCCAAGGCCGGGUGGUGGGCACGGUGGGGGCUCUGCCUGUGGAGGAGCCCACCCUGUGCGGGGAUCACCUAGAGCUUUUCCACCUGUGCAUGCAUCCAGCACACAGAGGCCAGGGCAUAGCCAAGGCCCUGGUGAGAACUGUCCUCCAGUUUGGGCAGGACCAGGGCUACAAGGCAGUUGUCCUCAGCACCAGUUCAGUGCAGUACGCAGCUCUGGGCCUCUACCAGAGCCUGGGGUUUCGUAAGACCCAUGAGUACUUCUACUCUUUGACCUGGAGACUAAACGCCAUCCCUUUCGUUAGACUUGCUUAUUAUUUCCCCUCUGCUCAGGUCUCCCACAGGUCUAGGUAGAGAGAGACCCGUGCUCUGAAACGGCAGAUCAGUCAGAGAAUAAGGAAACCCGAGAUGUCAGUGUGCGUUUCACUUUGCUAAUAAAAAUGGUGUAAGCAUUG
This is a messenger RNA of Sorex fumeus (smoky shrew), 965 nucleotides long. RefSeq names its product putative N-acetyltransferase 8B. NCBI's taxonomy places the organism in Eukaryota, Metazoa, Chordata, Mammalia, Eulipotyphla, Soricidae. The record is from RefSeq and is a predicted model, not a curated record. The transcript has 2 exons. Gene Ontology annotation, molecular function: N-acetyltransferase activity. Bases 169 to 864 code for a protein of 231 amino acids.